UGCCGCAACUGAUUGUUUUUGUAAACUCGGCGACAGCAUAUUCAUUCUGCGAAAUUCUUCAACAAUUGCAAAUUUUCUUCUUAAAAAGUGUUAAAAAUAUUAUCAAAAGAGUUUUUAAAUGGAUUUAGAUGAUUUGGAUAUCUAUAAUGAUUUGGACACAUUCCAACAAGAGGAGGAAAAAAAAAGCGCCGAGCUACUUUCAUUGGAAUCGAAGUAUAAUGACUCCUUGAAGACAAAUGAAGCUUUGCAGGCUGAAAAUGCUGACUUGAAAAAACAAAUAAAGCGAAUAGGUAUAAAUUUUCAGAAUUUGCUCGACACAGCAAAAGCAGAGAUCAGGCGCAAAGAUAAACAAAUCGAUCAACUGCGCAAAGAGAAGGAUGAUAUCUGCUUCCGACGUAGGCAACCGCACCACGGGGAUGCCGAGAUUGCUAGUGUAAAUGAUGGAAUUAAAAAAGGUACAAUAGAAUUUCCACCACAACACUAUAAAGCGGAAUAUAAGCGCAAAGAAGAAAAUGGAGCAGUUCAAGAGCACGUUAGGUCAGAAAAUAACGAGCACGUCUCUUCGUCGAACUAUCACACAGCGGAAGCGCGUGGCCAAGUACGCAUGCGUGAGGUUUAUCAGAAAUAUGCGCGGCGGGGUGAAAGACUUGAUCGAAAGCAGGAAAGCGAUUUAAGUCGUGAUCAAGAUAGGCGAUAUCACACGAAAGGAGAUCACCAUGAGUCGACCAGGCACAGGGCGCGUAGUAGAGAGCGUCAAAACAGUCAUCGCAACUCGACAAGAGAAUACAGUCGAGGCCAUGAUGUCAGAGCAACAGAACGGCUACGUAGGGAAGGGCGCGACGGUAAACAGAAGCAAAGUAAUUCAAAGGAAAAAGAAAUGGAAUCGCAUAGUAGUAAGAGUGAUGACAACGGAAGGCGUCUGCAUUCUAAUGGUAAAUGGAGCGAUCGGCCAAGGCACGACCGGGAAUACAAAUCAAGAUUGAACAAUACUGAGAACAGUCGUGGGAGAAAAAAGGCAAUUGAAGAUGCGAAUAAAAAAAUGCAUUCGACCGAUCAUAGAGCUUGUGAUAAAGUAAACAAUUUGGAAAGAAACCAAAAUACAGAUCUUGUUAAAAGCUCGGUUAACAGUAAAACUCUUAAAGAUAUUCAUGAAGUACCUGUUAAAGACGUUGCUGCGAGAAAGGAAAAUGCAAAAGAUGUUGAACUAGUGCCGACAAAGAUCAUCGAAAAUGAUGGUAGUUCCAAAAAGUCAAAAGAUAUAGAAGCUUCAACUAAAAAAGCCACUUUAUGUAUGAAUAUGCCUUCAUCAAAAGCCGAAAAAUCUAUAGCACAAAACCCUCUAACAAAGGAAAAAUUGUUGGCUCUGGAAAAGGAAGCGCAUAAAACGCCAGCUGUUGGAAUGACAACGCCAAAGAAGGCCGCACUAUUUGACAGGCUCUUCGGUAGAACACCCAAUAAUACGGAAAGUGUGAACAGUGCUCUACUGAGUAAUGUGAUAGGAUUGAUAAAGAGCAGUAGCUCGAUAUCAACCUCACCAAGCAAUUAUACCGAUACCAGUGAGCAAAUCGCCCCAGCUCCGAAAACAAAGUUGCAAAAUUCAAAUUUUGAUGAAUGCUUUAUACCUAUUAAGCGGGAUGAGAGCAAGCCAUCUUUAGGGGGUGAUAGUGUGGCAUCAAUAAGUGACAAUAGUGAAUUGAACGAUGUGUACAUUCCUGGUUUAGGUACAACACCGGUAAAAAUUGACUUAGCUGUGGAACAAGAAACGGAAAAGAAACCAGCUAACAAAGGUAAUGAGAAAACUUAUACGUCUGAGGGGAUGACUGCAUGCGUGAGUAAUGCCGCGGACACAUUAAAAUACAAACAAGUAGUAAUUGAGUUGUCCUCCGAAGAGGACGAUUUUAUUGAAAUUGAAAACGUAGCGCAGACCAACGAUACGACAAAUGUUAAUAAAGUGAUUCCCGAUAAAGUGGUUUUCCAAGGGUUGACAGCAGUUCAACCAAAUGUUAAUGGGCAUAUACAAAUUUUGGAAAAUGUGCGACUACCUAACAUAUACGAAGUACGAGCGCAACAGAGGCGACUCAGGGAAGAGGCAGCUAAAAAAGUCAGCAGUAUGGAAACUACAAUUGUGAAACAAUCCACUCCAGGGUCAACACCGAAGUCUACUACAACUGGUAUUGAAGAGAAGAGAGCAAGCACUAAUGAGGCAGCCGUAUCUUUCAAAAACACGGCGAUACAUGUUGGAGGUGCUGAUUUUCAACACCAAGACGCAAACUUUGCUAAAAACACAAACUUUUCGGAAACCCAACUGUUGGAGAAAAUUUUUACGGGUAAAAGCGUAGGUGCUAUUUGUGAUAAAGUUAGGGAGGAUAUGCGCGAUAGUAAAAUUAAUUACGUAAAUUGCAUGGAAGAGAAAAACGUACAAGCCAACUUAGAGCAAUUGGAACCUGAAUCUGAAAUGUUAACUGAGACAUCUUCAAACGAUUCCACUAUAAAGUCCGCUCCUAGAACAUUAGAACAAAAGGAUUCAAUUUGCGAUACUCCGGCAGAUAUUCUUUCAAUUACGAACAAAUCGGAUGGUGUUAUUUGCGAUAGAGUUAUGGAGGAUAUGCGCGAUAGUACAAUGAAUAACGUAAAUUGCAUGGAAGAGAAAAACGUACAAGAAAAGUAUGUUGAUCAAAUUAUAAGUUCCGAGAAUUCAGUCCUGUCAGAGGUGAAACCAUUGGAUACAAGUAAAACUAAAGGCAGCUCAGAGCACUUGAAGCCUAAAUCUGAAAAGGUAACUGAGAAAUCUUCAAACGAUACCAGUAUAAAGGCCGCUCCUAGCGAAUUAGAACAAAAGGACUCAAUUUGCGUUACUCCGGCAGAUAUUCUUCAAAUUACAAACAAAACGGAGGGUGUUAUUUGCGAUAAAGUUAGGGAGGAUAUGGGCGAUAGUAAAAUGAAUGACGUAAAUUGCAUGGAAGAGAAAAACGUUCAAGAAAAUUCUGCUGAUAAAACUAAAAGCUUCCCGAAUGUAGUCCCGUCAGAGGUGAAACUAUUGGAUAUAAAUAAAAUUAAAGCCAGUUUAGAGCACUUGGAACCUGAAUCUGGGAACGAGAAACUUUCAAACGAUACCAGUAUAAUAGAACAAAAUGACUCAAUUUGCAACACUUUGGCUGAUAAUCUUCCAAUUGCAAACAAGGCCGAUAGUCAAGGAACAAAUAAAAUAGAAUCGGAUGAAGUUGAAGAGCAGCCUGAUUGCCAUAGCACAUCCAAGAAAUGUACGAUCUCAAAUAAAACCAACGAUUCAGAGCAAGGGGAGACAAGACGUCAAAGUAAAGGUGAGAUACAAGUCAUAAAAGCAAAAGACACAAUACUCGAAUUUGACGAUUUGCAUCUGGACUCGGCUGCCGUACAAGAAAAUUCCGCAAUAUUUGAAAAUAAUACAAGAUCUUCCGAAAUUGGUGUAGUUAAAGAAAAAAAAGCAGGCAAAGUUGAAGCUAAAAAAUCGGCUGUUCAAACAAAAUGCACUAAACCGACGGAAAACUUAAAAGAAGUUGGAAAAACUGAUGAAAGCGCUAUUGAGCUUUCUAAGAGCAGCAAUUGUAAAAGAGCGAGUUUGUCACAGUGUGAAGGCUUAGUCUACGCUAAUAUAUCGGAAGUAACUAGUGGUAUAGAAGCAAAUUCUAUGGCUCCAGCUGAAGCUGCUAUUGAAUUGGAUAACGCCUCAGAUAGUUUCUUUGCUAAGGGGUCAUUACAAAAAUCGUUGAAUGAAGGUACGUCAAUUGAGCAGAGAAAAAGAAAUGAGCACAAAAUUGUGAAUGAGAAAGAAAUAACUAACCCAGAGCAGGAAUCACUUCAUGAGCAGAAAAGGGGUCAUAAGGAGAAAGCUAUUCAUGAGCAGAAUGUUUCGCAUGAGCAGAAAUAUGUUUAUGAGCAAGAAAUACUUAAUGAGCUGAAAGUCGUUGAGGAGCAGACAGUUCUUCAUGAUCAGAAAAUGUUUCAUGAGCAGCAAACUGUUCAAGAGCCAAAAGCCCUACAUGAGCAGAAAAAGGAUCAAGAGGAGAAAGCUGUUCAUGAGCAUAAUGUUUCGCAUGGCCAAAAAGAUGCUCAUCAGCAAGAAAUACUUAAUGAGCAGGAAGCGGUGAGGGAGCAGAACGUUCAUGAUCAUAAAGACCUUCCGGCGCAAAAAAAAGUUCAAGAGCAUAACAUUUGGCAUAAGCAGAAUCAGAUAGAUCGUCAGGAAAUACUGCUGGAACAGAAAGUUGUCCCCAAGCAGAAUAUUAAUGAAGAGCAGAAAGAUUUGAAUAUCAAGAAAUUGGGCGAUACAGGAAUCGAUGAUAUGCAAAAGACGACUGAAGAACAACGUUCCAAAGUGAUUGAAGACGAAAAUUACACAAAUAGCAUAACUGAAGGUGCGAAUUCGAACACAAUUCGCACAGAGAAUGGAGUCAGCUCAAUUACGCAGCUGACUAUUGAAGAAAACGUCUCAAAGCUAACAACAACAAUCGAUCACUCCGGCGAAAUUUCAAAUGAUAAUACGAAUCUCGGUCUGGUGGCUGAACUCGUUGCAAAUGAGAAACCCUUAGCGGAAAUUAACAAAACAGAUGUUGGCGCUGAGGAAACCGCAGUCAUGGAUGGCUCAAAUUCACAAAAUGAAAUUAAACUAACGAACACGGAGAAUAUUACUGAUGAAAGUGAAGAUAAGGAACUCGAGGAUGCAGUGUCUUAUUUACUUAAGAGCAUGAAUGAGGAAGAGAACCGUUGUAUUGGUAAAACGAAAGCAGAGGUCAGUCCUCAAUGUGAAAAGCCCACAAUAAAAGCCGAACACAAGCCAGUUGGCGUAGAAUUAAAGAAAAAUAAAAGCUUCGAAGCAAUUGAUACAACGAGUGGCGAAGUUUCGAAAACAAAGAUCAAGGAGCUUUCGAAGAGCGUUAAACUGCCUGCCGAACAUUGUGCGCUAAUUGAUAGCGUGAAACGCGCGGAAAUCAUGUGGAAAUUUAAAAUUCCAAAAAUUGGUGCUAAACGGAAAAGGGAAAACUCCGAGGAGGCUAACAGUGUAAACGGGCUGACUGCUGUUAAUGGAGAAGUCUCAAAAAAUAGUGCUACAGAUUGUGCUCAGUUUGGUGACAAAGUAGAGAAGCGUACAAAGCGGAGUAAGAAUUCGAAAAAGGAGGAAAGCCAUGCUAUAAGACAAACGUUAAUUUUGACGGAAGAAGAAACCAAGAUUGUAGAAAUAAACGCUAUUGUUGAGAGGGAGCUGAUAGAUACGCGACUUCUAAAUGGACGAACACCGGAGGAAGCGCAAGCAUUGUCUGCUGAAAAGGCAAAAAGUGAGCGCAUAAUAAAAGAAAUCGAUAAUUGGGCAAGGAGGAAGGUGGGCGAUUCAUCGGAAAUUAUCGAAAGUGUUAUAAUGCUAGACACUGCACCUGCACAGGAAACGACAACAAAGGUGGAUAACGUGGAAUUGCUGCAUUCAAGAGAAAAAGUGGAGGUCAAACACAUCGUAGACGAAUGCAAAUUAGUUGCAAGCUCGAAAAAAGUUCGAAAGAAGACAGAAGAAAUAAAUGCUAAUCGAAGUAAUGCAGCUGAAGGUGAGAGCGGAAAGUUAUUAGCUAAUAAGACUGCAGGAUCGACGGAAGAGUUGGAAAGCGAAUCAAGCCACUUACCAAAUAAGCGUUUUAAAUACGGCGAAACAGCCGAUAAAACACUUACAAAACAAAAGACUGAUGAAUACAAACCUGCAAUGAAUCUUAAAGAGAAAUCGCUAUGCCUUAAGGAAGUUGAAACGUGUGAUGGAGAGAACAAGAGUCAAGAAACAGAAAAUGAACAGACUAGUUGUUCUGAAGAAAAACCUGCUAAAAGCAAUCAAAUGAGCGACGGAAAAGACUUGCGUGCAGUUAGCACGAAAGUUAAACAACAUCGCAAGUGUCAAUUGACUGAGAAACCGCACUCUUCACAAACUAAGAAUGGUUCAACAAAUACUGGAAACGACCCGAGUCUGGCUGGCGGCGAAAAAAAUGUGCCCGUUCAAAAUCAGUUAAAAAUAGAGAUAUCAAGCGAACGGGAAAGAAAAGUCAACGAAAAGGUGAUCGCAGGGCAGAUAAAGCAAACAAAGAAAAGCGAAAAAGAAGUCGAAAAUUGUAACAAAACAGGCCAAACUGCGCAGCCAGAGUCCUCAUCUAAAGUACUACUCUCCAAGAAAGAGGUGGAUGUUACCACACCAACAGAAGUAAGGUCACGCGACAAGCAGACACUGAAUGCGAAAUGUAGUUCUAAAGAAAAGUUAACGGAAGACUACAAAUCGCAAAAAGAAAGGAGUAGAAGUUCUGUCGUUGGGAAGAAAAGAGCAACAGAAGAGCACAAAAAUACGCUCUCGAAGGCAGCAGUGGGUAUCGAAAGUCUAGAGAAACGCGCAAAGUUAGAACUGUGUGUGCAGAAAAAAGAAAAUGCGCACAAAACUCCUGAGAGCUCAAAACAAAAAGAAGUUCCUUGCCAUUCAUCGAAAUCACUUUCUGUUAUUAAUGAUUCAGUCGCAAGUCAUUCCAAAAUAGUUGAAUCAAAUACAUCCCAGCGUGCUGAGAACACACUCGCCAAAAUUCCAAAGCGACGCAGAUCAUAUGCGAGCACAGAUGAUGAGCCCGAAGUAAUGCCCAAAUCACGCAACCGCAAACGCUGCAAAAUGCGCAUCGAAGACAGUGAUGACGAGGUGGAGGAGGAAGCGCGCAGCUCGGAAUUAUCAACGACUGCACAGCCAGCACAAAUGCCAUGCGAAUUUAGCGCGUCUGAUUUGCCACAAAAUAGCGACAUUCUCGAGAUUCUGCAGAAUGAUAAAGCCAACGAGUCGAAUGGCAUACUGCCUGCACCGCAAACUCCAACAUCAUUACCGGCCAAUAUUAGUCAGGAUGAGCAAUAUCGGGAACUUGAUUCACGUUUAGAACAAAUGUUCGCCUCACCCAAAGUGACUGAUAAAACUUCAGCUACAGCUGCGGAGGUGAGACCUAUAACAAAAUUGGCGACUAACAUUGCAGCUAUAACGCAAGUGUCGCAGCCCCUGACCGCACAAUCUGCUGAAGAACCUACGCAUGAAAUUCUUGUCUCAGAAUUGGCCACGCCUGUAGCUGAAGCGCCUUCGACAUCGAAUGCAACACCAGCCGUUGACUUCAAUGCCUCUGACACUUUUCUCAGUGACAUCAGCAGCAAUUCGCUGCAAGUUUCCAACAUGAAUGUUACCAUAGAUGAAACGGAUUACAGCGCAUCGCAGAAUAUGAAUUCAUCGGUCAACGAUAGCAAUGCCAGUACGAAGCACAUUUCACUCGGAACGAGUGAUUAUCGUUUUGAAAAGGUUUCGGAUAAUGUUGUAAAUUUAUUUAUAACGCGCAAGCGUCGCGGCAAACGAAAGCAAACAACUGCGACAACAGCAACAACAAUAACAACCGAUACAAUACCAACAACGUAGCUUGUAAUUUUUGGUCAAGUACAAUUAUAAAUAUAUAUUUACAAAAUUACAUAUUUUGUAUUUGAUCAUACUUAUGUA
Molecule: messenger RNA, 7516 nt
Organism: Rhagoletis zephyria (snowberry fruit fly)
Lineage: Eukaryota; Metazoa; Arthropoda; Insecta; Diptera; Tephritidae
Gene: FLASH
Product: FLICE-associated huge protein
Source: RefSeq, a predicted model, not a curated record